CGGGCCGGGAGCGCCGAGCGCGGCCGGGCGGGGCCGCCGCCCCCGCGGCAGGUGCGGGCACAGCAUGGCCCGGGCCGAGCGGCUGCGGAACAAGCUGGUGGAGCGCUGCGAGCGGAUCCAGCUGCAGAGCGCGGCCAUCGCCCGGCACGUGGACGAGGUGCUGCCUGCCAAGGACCAGGCAGUCCUGAGCGCGGCCAGCGCGGCGCGGGAGCUGGUGAUCCAGAGGCUGCUGCUCGUGGGCAAGGCCUGCGAGAACGAGGAGCAGCGGCUGCUGGAGAGGGUGCACGCCGAGGAGGAGCGCGCACACCAGAGCAUCCUCACCCAGCAGGUGCACUGGACUGAGGCUCUGCACAAGCUGGGUGCCCUCCGCACCUACCUGGUGGACAUGAUCACCAACCGGGAUGACCAGGACCUGCUGCGUGCAGAACAAGAGAUCUUCGAGAGGACGGAGGUGGCAGAGGGAAUCUUGGAGCCACAGGAGUCCCUGAAGUUAAACUUUAAUCAGACCUGUGUUCAGAGUCCACUGCUGCAUCGACUGUGGGCCUGUGCUGUGCUCUGCUGCCUCACAGGCUCACAGGAGAUUCACAUCGAUGAGAAAACCCUAAGCCCCCACCUCAGCCUGGCAGAAGACAAGAGAACCCUGACCUUCAGCCCCAAGAAAGCAAAGGUGGACUCGGACUGCCCCGAGCGGUUUGACCACUGGCCCAACGCUUUGGCCACUGCACCUUUCCACUCGGGGCUGUGUGCCUGGAAGGUCAGUGUGGAGCAGAGCUGUGCCUACAAGCUGGGGGUUUGCUACAGCUCCGUGCCCAGGAAGGGCUCUGCCAACGAAGGCCGCCUGGGCUUCAAUGCUGCCUCCUGGGUCUUCUCACGCUACGACAAAGAAUUCCGGUUCCUGCACGCGGGGCAGCCCCAGCCCGUGGAGCUGAUCAAGGCCCCGGCACAGAUCGGGGUCCUGCUGGACUUUGCAGGGGGGGAGCUGCUCUUCUACGACCCCGAUUCCUGCGCCAUCCUCUUCUCCCACCGCGAGGCCUUCCUGGAGCCCGUCUACCCCGUCUUUGCCGUGGCACACCAGAGCAUCUCGCUCCUCCCAUGAGCGGGGUGUGGCCGUGUGACUGUGCUCUGCCAGUGCCUGGGGGGAAAGGAGCUCGGGCAGGGCUCUGCCUGUGUCCAGGGCCUCCAGACAACACCUGCCUUCACACUA
Molecule: messenger RNA, 1204 nt
Organism: Oenanthe melanoleuca
Lineage: Eukaryota; Metazoa; Chordata; Aves; Passeriformes; Muscicapidae
Gene: BSPRY
Product: B-box and SPRY domain containing
Exons: 6
Coding region: 65-1096 (343 amino acids)
Molecular function (GO): protein binding
Source: RefSeq, a predicted model, not a curated record